Molecule: messenger RNA, 2343 nt
Organism: Ceutorhynchus assimilis (cabbage seed weevil)
Lineage: Eukaryota; Metazoa; Arthropoda; Insecta; Coleoptera; Curculionidae
Source: the annotation of a GenBank genome assembly
AUGUGGCAGAAAACGAUUAUGUACAUCAACAUUUCGCAAGAACAGACGACUUGCGAUGGAAAAGCGGUAAUAAGAUAUAAUAAUAUCUGCAGAAAACUGAAUGAAGGUAAUGAUGUAAGUAUACGUUUAUUUAUUGAAUUUUAUAGUAAUCGUCCACGGGAAUAUGAACUCAUUCGUGAACCAUUUGAGGAUGAAGAAAAUGAAAAUAUUGAUAGGCGCGUAGAAAAUUCUAUGGGCCUAGUUAACAAUAGAAGCCCAUUACCUAGAGAAUUAGGUAACAUGGAGCUUGACAUAGAGUCAGAAAAUGAAGGAACAAAUAAUGAAAAGAGCCAGUCUGAGUUAUUGGAGGGUAGGAGAUUAUUUAAUGUUCAGCAUUUAUUUAAUCAGAUUUUAAAUGGAGAAAGGCAUGGGCCAUUUGACUGCUCUUUGGUUGAUAUGAGAAUUAUCAACGAAAACAGAAGCGGCUUGUAUAGUGAAUAUACUUUACAAUGUCAAAUGUGUCUAGUUACAAAGAUUAUCACCAGUGAAGAAAAAUCACAUUCUAAACUGGACGUUAACUCCUCUAUGGUUUUGGGUACCUUAUCUGCUGGGCUUGGCUAUUCGCAGAUUAAUGAAAUAGCAGCUUCCCUGAAUAUGCCAAUGAUGGCUUCAAACACUUUCAAUAAUCAUCACGAAAAAGUGGCAGAAAUAAUCAGAGAAUCUGCUUGGAAAAGCAUGGAAGAAGCAGCAGCUGAAGGAGCCAAAAUAGCGAUAGCGGAGGGUGAAGUAGAUGCCAAUGGAAUCCCAUAAAUUUUGCAAAGAAAAUACGAGAAGUUUGCAGUAAGUAUAAUCUCGAUUAUGGAAGAAGACCCUGAAGUAUUCGUGAGUUUUUUAUUUUAUUUUAUUUGUUUGGGUAAAAACCGCAGUAAUUCUAAAAAUUUACCUGUCCCGUUGGCACUUGGAAAGGAGAUUUUCAGUAGGUUUAUGAGAUUGAGAACUGCAAUAACGAAGGCUACUACGUAUAGAAUAGCUGAACAGACAACAAUGGACAAAAAAAUAGCAUUACUGAGGGGUGAUAUCUACAAUGCACCAAGUCACAUAUUUGGUGAGCACGCCAGAUGCAAGGAAAUACAGUAUUUCAAAUGCGAAAAAGAAAAUGAACACAAUCUCGUUCCAAGUAUGCAAGACUGUGGAAUUUACGAAGAUAUUAUAGUAGCUUUGCAAAGAGUUGUUGAUAACACCAGCAGCUUAAUCUUGAAUAUGGACAACAAUCUUGCGGAGCAUUAUAAUAGUGUUGUAUGCAAAUUUGUUGGUGGCAUACGCAUACUUUUUUCGAAGAGAGGCUCCUACCAAACGCGUUGUGAGGCUGCUGCGUUAUCUUUUAAUUCUGGUGGAAAUUAUUACAGAUUUCUUCACGAAACUGUUGGCUCAAGUCCUCAACGUUAUACGAAAAAAUAUGUAGAGAAAUGCAAGAAAAAUAGGCUAAUCAUUAAAAAAAGGAUAUUUUCCAAAAAAAGAACAAAAAUUAUCAAACAGUCUCUCGCGGAUAAGGAUUAUGGUUCUAAUGCUCACUAUAUACCUUUGGAUUUAACUAGUGAUAUUUACAUAGAAAAGGAAAAAGCAUUUUUGCAGGAGCUAAGAAAAGAUCCGGAGGAAAUAAGUGACAUUCAAAAAUCCACUAUAGGUCAGGCCUUCAACCCAAAAUGGUUACAAGAAAGGUCACUUAGAAUCACAGCCUCAAAUUUCGGUAAAAUUUGUAAGAUGCGACCAAAAACUUCACCGAGGAACACCAUAAAAACUUUAUUAUAUGGAACUUUCACGGGAAAUAAAGCUACAAAGUAUGGCAACGAAAGUGAGGCACGAGCCAUUUUAGAAUUUGAAAAAAAAAACAAUUUACAAGUUGUACCUUGUGGGCUGUUUAUAGGGGAAAAGGAAUACUAUUUAGCUGCAAGCCCGGAUGGUUUUGUUAUAGAAAAUAAUUUCCUAAUAGAAGUCAAAUGUCCCUUCACCAUCGCCAAAAUGGAUCCAACAGAGGGAAUUCAAACAGGAAAAAUUACUUUUGCCACUAUAGAAGAUGGAGCAUUGAAAUUGAAAAGAAACCAUAACUACUACUAUCAAGUACAAGGUCAGUUAGCUAUAGCUAACAAACAGUCAUGUUACUUUAUUAUCUGGAGUCCUUUCGGCAUUUUAAUUGAACAGAUAAAUCGAGACGAAGUAUUUUGGAAAGAAAAAAUGUUACCUAAAUUAAGAGCAUUUUAUGACUAUUUUCUGUUGCCAGAAUUAGUAGACCCACUUUUUCCAAAAGGGCUACCUAUUAGGGAUCAACUUUGUAACACUAAAUGCUCCAAUAUUCCAGACAGCUAG